Molecule: messenger RNA, 642 nt
Organism: Salvia splendens (bonfire salvia)
Lineage: Eukaryota; Viridiplantae; Streptophyta; Magnoliopsida; Lamiales; Lamiaceae
Product: cysteine-rich and transmembrane domain-containing protein WIH2-like
Exons: 3
Coding region: 119-400 (93 amino acids)
Source: RefSeq, a predicted model, not a curated record
CUGUCUUCCAUCUUUCUCUCUCUCUACCGAUAAAAUAUCUCUCUGCGAUCUGCGAAUACAGAAGUCAAGUCAAUCAGUUGAUACAAUAUCUGUGAAGAGAGAAAUUCUUUUGUAGAUCAUGAGUUAUUAUAAUCAGAAUCAGCCGCCAGUGGGUGUACCUCCGCCUCAAGGUUAUCCGCCGGAAGGCUACCCGAAAGAUGCAUAUCCGCCGGCUGGAUACCCGCCGCAGGGGUAUCCGCAGCAACAGGGCUACCCACCCCAGGGGUAUCCUCCGCAGUACGCCCCCCAGUACGGCCAUCCGCCGCCGCAGCAGCAACAACACUCCAGUGGCAGUACCGGAGUAUUGGAAGGAUGUUUGGCUGCUCUCUGCUGCUGCUGUCUCCUUGAUGCAUGCUUCUGAUGAGUGAUUGAAGAAACUGUGAAAAGGGGAUUUGCUUCGGGAAUUGAGGCCUUCUGAUUCCUUGAUGCAUUCUUCUUCAUUCUAUAUGCUAAAACCAUCAUCAUUUUCCUAUGUUCUUUCCUCCCUUUAUGUAAUUUCUGGACUUGACUUCCAUUUGUGACUUGACUUCCAUUUGUGAGUAAUGAUUUCUUUUUCUGCUGGUGUAAAUUUCUAUUAAUGGAGAAAAUUGUCUUUUUAUUCUA